This is a messenger RNA of Carassius gibelio (silver crucian carp), 4949 nucleotides long. Its product is annotated as interferon-induced very large GTPase 1-like. NCBI's taxonomy places the organism in Eukaryota, Metazoa, Chordata, Actinopteri, Cypriniformes, Cyprinidae. Bases 171 to 4880 code for a protein of 1569 amino acids. The record is from RefSeq and is a predicted model, not a curated record. Gene Ontology annotation, molecular function: GTP binding. The transcript has 2 exons.
AGUUGUUUUGAAAAAGUAUCCAAGUGUAAGUUCUUGAUCAUUUCUUACUGAAGGAUAAAGAUAUAUGGUGUCUGGUAAUCUGUUUGCAUAAAAUAUCCUGUUAGACAAAUGACUGUUAGCUUAUUUUACAGGCCAAAACAGCCACAGUCCUUGGAACAAGAGGAAAAGAAAUGAAAACAGAAGUAGAGGAACUUUUUCACAGACUUCAACUUGAAGCCAAGUUCAACGAUAAACUGAGAGCUUCAGAUGUUCUUCAGAUAACUGCACAUUCAUUACAGUCCCAUGGGUCUUGUGCUGAGGAUCAGCUGGUACAUAUGUUCUUACAGAAGCUACUGAUGAUUAACUAUAAAGCAAGAAGUAUCACUGUUACAAAGACUAGUGAGCAUCACAAAAAGAAUCAACAAAAAUCCAAACAAUCAUCUGCAGAAAAUGCUGAUGUGUUUAGUAAACUUUUUGAUUGUCCAUCUUUGUCUGAAGAAAGCAAGAGAAGCACAGACCCGAUUCACCCGAUGGAUGUUCAGAUGGCUGUGUUUCAUUGUGCUGAUGGUUUCCUGAAGCAGCUGAUGGUCACUAAACUAUCUCAGUGUCAGUAUGCUCUACCUCUGCUUGUUCCUGAUCCAUUCACACAACAGAUUGAGUUUCAUCUCUGGACAUUCAGAGAAAUUAACCAGAGCUGGAAGAUAAAAAACAAUAACAAUGAAACUAUCAGUCAAAACCAACCGGUCUGGAAGGCAGAAACUCCAAUGGUGUUCUUCUUCAGGUUUGGCUCUGUGUCCUCAUCCAAGUCUCAGCUGAUCAACAAUCUGAUCAAUGAGAAACACCACACGUUCUUCCACAGACACUGCCCUGGCAGCAGCAGAACCAGAGUCCUGAUGGAUGGAGUGGUGGAGAUCGCCUGGUUCUGUCCUUCUGGGACACAAGAUGAUAAAUUCACCAACCGUGUUGCCUUCUGUAAUCUACACGGUGAUGCAGGAGAACAUGAGAAACAGCUGGAUAUAAUGACUAACAUGGCGUCAGUCAAUGUGGUUGUUUUACCAACACUGGACAGGAAUGACAAAAGAAUGACAAAAAUCCAAAACCUCUACAAGGAUCCAAAGCCACUGAUUUGCCUUGUUCCUGAGAAUGAUUCAGCUCUCACUGAGAUGGGAAGCGGAAAAUAUAGAAUUGGUUUGAAAGACAGAGGUGACGCAGAGGUGUCUGAAGAUCUCAGAAAAGCUAUUACAAAUUGUCUCUCAGAAUCAUCUUCCACUUUCAGACUUGAAGAUGUGUCCAAACACUCAGACAUUAGAGUAGAUGAGGAAGAUGAUGAUGACUGCAGGACAGCAAAGGAUGCGGCACAACAAAUGAUCGGUUUCCUAGAGAAGAAAGAUCUGACAGAAAUCAAAGAAUCCUUACUGCCUCAUCAGGGCAAACUGUGGCAUCAGUGGUGUAAGAUGAAUAAAGAGCUAAAUCGACCUCAAGGGGAUCACCCAGAAAUGGAAAUUAGUAAAAAAAAAGAUGAGAUGAUGAAAAUCCGUGAAGAGCAGCAUGAAGCUCCCAUCAGUGAGUUUAUAAAUGUAUUCAUGAAAGAAAUGAACUCACAUGUUACAAAUAAGUCAAUGUUUUUCCUCAAGUGGCUCAGAAUCCUCCUGGAUGAACAUACCUCAGCUGAUCUUUCUGAUCUACUUCACGACUACAAUAAAACAUGGACAGAAGUCUCUAAACUAAGUAAGAGCAGUAGCAGUAAUAAAUCUGUGGAACUGUUGCCUAAACAAACAGAACUUUUGGAUUUAUCAAAGAAACUUCAAGAAGCAACCUUUGGUUUGGAGCACAUCAUGAGGGAGAUCGGUCAGAUCUAUGAAUCAUGUUCAUCUGUGAAGAAGAACAAGAAAGACCUGCAGAUUCACUUCUCUUCUCUCCCGAGUCUCGCAGCAGAGAUGAUGAUCUCUGGAUUUCCACUGGAGCUGAUGGAUGGAGAUGCUGCUCAUGUUCCUCUGGUCUGGAUCUCUGCUUUUCUAGAUCAACUCAUCAAGAAACUGGGAGACCAGAGAGUCUUUGUGCUGUCAGUCUUAGGGAUUCAGAGCUCUGGGAAAUCCACCAUAAUGAAUGCCAUGUUUGGACUCCAGUUUGCCUUCAGUGCUGGAAGAACAACCAGAGGAGCUUUCAUGCAGCUGGUCAAAGUGUCAGAUGGGAUGAAAACACAGAUAAACAUCGAGAUGAAAAAACAGAAAGACAUUGACUAUAUUCUGGUCAUUGAUACUGAAGGUCUUCAUGGUCUAGAACUGACCGGAAGAUCAACAAGAGAUCAUGACAAUGAAUUGGCCACAUUUGUUGUUGGUCUUGGAAAUCUGACAUUAGUCAACAUCUUUGGAGAAAACCCAUCUGAGAUGCAGGACAUUCUCCAGAUUGUGGUUCAGGCCUUCAUGAGGAUGAAGGAGGUCAGACUGACUCCCAGCUGUGUGUUUGUGCAUCAGAACGUUGCAGACGUCACAGAAGGAGAGAAAAACAUGGAGGGAAGGAGACGACUGCAGGAGACACUGGAUAAGAUGACAAAACUCGCUGCUGAAAAUGAAGUCUGUGAUGCUGAGCGAUUUAGUGACGUCAUUGCAUUCGAUGUACAGAAAGAUGUGAAACUCUGGGAAGGCAGUCCACCAAUGGCACCACCAAACCCUUCAUAUUGUGAAAACAUUCAAGACCUUAAGAAAACUAUUCUCUCUCAUGUCUCAGAAACAAAUGGCAUGAUGCUGACAGACAUAAAAUGUCACAUUACAAAUCUCUGGGAGGCUUUGCUGAAGGAACGCUUUGUGUUCAGCUUCAAAAAUGCCCUGGAGAUCGCCACAUACAGGAAACUGGAGACAGAAUACAGUAAGUGGACCUGGAGUCUUCGGAAGGCCAUGCUGGAAAUUGAAAACAAACUACAGAACCAAAUAGAAAAUGAAGCAAUCAGUGAGGUUGAGGAAACAGAUCUUCAAGAAGAACUAAAUGUAAAAAGUGCAGAAGUUAAAAAAUCAAUGACAGAAUUCUUUGAGAGAGACACCAAUGCCAAUAUACUGAUUCAGUGGAAAACAUCGUUCGAAAUAAAGGUUUCACACAUACAGGAAAACAUUGUUAGAGAAACGCUGAAGAAACUGAAUGUGGUGCUUAAACGGCGAGACCUGAAGAAAAAGAUCGACGCUCAGAAAACACAAAAUGAAAACACUCUCCUUGAGAAAGCCAAAGAUCUUGCCUUAACUCUCAAAGACAAAGCACAUGAUGAUCAAAUCCUGCAAACAGAGUUUGAUUCAUUUUGGAAAUAUUGUGUGAGUGAGAUUACCAAAGACACACCUCGAGUCCAAGACAUUGACAUCUUAAAAGACAUGAAGGAGGUCCUCAGUGACCAUGAAUGUUUUUCAGACCUCGAGACAAAAAGCAAAAAGUGCAAUAUUUUAAAAUUGUCAAGCUAUUCAGAGUAUAUUCAGCUUUAUAUAGUUGAAAAAGUAUUUCAAAUUUUUGGUUAUUCUAACGAAUAUGAUGCCCAAAUCUACAAACUCAUUACAGACAUUGUUGAGCAAGUAUAUAAAAUGAUAAUGUCAUAUAACAUUGCAAAGAUGGGCUACAAUAAAACUUACAUUCAAGAACUCACUGGUUUCAUCAGAGCAAAGAUAGCAGAACAUGAGGAAAAAGAAACUACGAGGUAUACGUUCAAGAAACACUUCUUUAGUGAUUUGGUAUUUGCCAUAUUUAAUAAAGAACAAAAGACUUUUGUGAAACAACACAACAUUUUCAAGGAAGCCAAUGACCCUGUUCUGUAUCUUGCAAGAAAGAGAGAAGAAUAUUACAGCAUUUUCCAGAAAUACUGUCAGGGAGCAACAUCAGCAACCAUUAUAGGAGAGAUCAUCUGUAACAAACUCAAAGAUCCCAUUGAGCAGAGCGUCUACAAAAACACUGCCCUGAAUUUGGCAGAUGACAUGAGAUCAAACUGUGAAUCACUGAAUGGAAACAGAUCCAAACUUGAGAAACACAUCCUGAAGAGACUGGCCCAAAAGGAGGACUUUAAGGCAUUCAUAACCUACAUUCAUGAUCCCAAAAAACACUUCAAGAGUUUCAUCAGAGAUGAAAUCAGAUGGUACAUAAAUAUCUUCAACAUCAGUGUCCUGCCCAAGAUGAAAGAUGAUUUAAGACAGAAAGAGAAUCAGAUCAUAGCAGCGGUGAACCGAGCAUCUGAAGCAGUCGAUGAAAACAGAGGAGAUGCUGAUCUGUGGUUGAAGAAAUUCACACAGAGUUUAUCAGAUGUGCUGAUAUUCUCUGAAAAGGAUCUUCAAGGAGUGAGUCGUGAUGAUAUUGAUGUAAAACUCCUAGCAGAUGUCAUAACAAAACAACUUCCUUCUAUAAUAUCUGACAUUAGCAGUGAAUUCAGUACAAAAUCUUUUCUAAAGAAGCUGGAAUAUAAAAACAGGCCCAAUGAGAUUCUAUAUGAACACCUCUGUACAUGUUGUUGGGUUCAGUGUCCGUUCUGUAAAGCCAUCUGCACCAACACAGCAGAAGACCACGACACAAAACACAUCAUCCCUUUCCAUCGUCCUGAUGGACUGAGUGGGUGGCAUUAUAGAGGAACACAAACUCUCACUCCAGACUUUUGCACAACUUUAGUGGCAAGUACUAAGAGUUUUCACCCAUCUCAUAAAUCUGGAAAAGAAUCCAUUCCAUAUAAAGAUUACACAUCAGCUGGAGGUGUUUAUGCUGAAUGGAGCAUCACCCCUGACCUCUCCGAGCUCUCAUACUGGAAGUGGUUUGUGUGCAGAUUCCAGAAAGAGCUGGAAGAAUACUACAAGAUGAAGUUUCAAGAUCAGGGUGAGAUCCCGAAUGAAUGGAGAAACCACACAAAACAGGACGCUAUUGAGAGUUUGGACAAAUACUUCUGAACAAGCAUAAUAAACAAAUUAAUGAUUCUUUUUAGUCUUCUGAAUAAUAGUUUAGUUGCAGAAAAUCUU